AGUCAUCUCACAGUAAUCUUGCACUGUGCUCUUAUAGGUGAAGAUGCUGGAAGCAGAUCUGGUUUCAAAAAUGCUACGAGCUGUUCUACAGUCUCAUAAGAAUGGAAUAGCAUUGCCUCGGCUGCAAGGAGAGUACAAAUCCUUGACUGGAGACUGGAUCCCCUUCAAGCAGUUAGGUUACCCGUCACUAGAAGCCUAUCUGAGAAGUGUGCCAGCAGUGGUCAGGAUAGAGACCAGUAGAUCUGGUGAGACUACCUGUUAUGCUGUGGCCUGCACAGAAACUGCAAGAAUUGCUCAGCUUGUGGCUCGUCAGAGGAGCUCUAAAAGAAAGACUGGGCGGCAAGUUAAUUGUCAGAUGAGAGUAAAGAAAACCAUGCCGUUUUUUCUGGAAGGAAAACCAAAAGCAACUCUCAGACAACCAGGAUUUUCUUCAGAUUUUUCCAUCAGCAGAAAGCCUAAUGCAGCUCUGUCAAGAGACAGAGGAAACUCUCUUGGAGUCAAGCCUGAGGCUGAAUUACCACCUUACACAGCACACACACAUGUUGGAAGUGAAGUGUUCCAAAGUGUUCCCAUGCAGAGGCAUGUGACCAUGCCUACCAACAACAGGUUUAGUCCAAAAGCAUCCCUUCCACCACCUUUACAGAUACAUCUCUCAAGAACCUGUACUAAGGAAAUGAGUGAUAAUUUAAAUCAGACUGUUGAAAAACCAAAUGUCACGCCUCCUGCCUCUUACACUUACAAAAUGGAUGAGGUUCAAAACCGCAUAAAGGAAAUGCUAGACAAGCAUAGCAAUGGCAUUUGGAUGUCUAAGCUUCCACAUUUUUACAAAGAGUUAUAUAAAGAAGAACUUAAUCAAGGAAUCGUACAACAGUGUGAGCACUGGCCUCAUAUUUGCACGGUGGAAAGACCUUACAGUGGUGGUCAAGACUUGCUUCUUUAUCCAGCUAAGAGAAAGCAGCUUUUGAGAAGUGAACCGGACCCUGAAAAAGUGCCUCCAUCUCCACUUCCUGCUCCACUAAGAGGGUGUCCCACAGUCAUGCCAGGAGACUUUAAAGAGAAAGUCUCAGAGCUGCUGGUGAAAUACUCAAAUGGUCUUUGGGCCAAUGCACUUCCAAAAGCAUUUGAGGACACGUACAAAGUAAAAUUCCCCGAGGAUGCCUUAAAAAAUCUUGCCUUGCUUUCUGAUGUAUGCACCAUAGACUACAUUUCUGGAAAUCGCAAGAAGGCCAUUCUCUAUGCUAAACUUCCACUGCCCGCUAACAAAACCCUGAUGGAUGCAGGGCACGCACACGGUGAUUAUGCUUUCAGGUCCAUGAUUGAAGAAGAAUAUAUGCAGAUAGAAGAGAAUGCUGUCGAAAGUGCCGAUACCAUUUUGGAGAAUGUAACAGUUCCUCCGCUAGUCAUUCCAACUGAGGCAUCCCCAUCAGUAUUGGUGGUUGAACUGAGCAACACAAAUGAAGUGGUCAUCAGGUAUGUGGGCAAAGACUACUCUGCUGCUCAGGAAUUAAUGGAGGAUGAAAUGAAGGAUUAUUACAGUAGGACCCCGAGGAUCACACCAGUCCAGACUGUGCAUGUUGGGCAGUUGCUGGCCGUCCAUGCCGAGGAGGACGCUUGGUUACGGGCCCAGAUCACCUCGACAGAAGGGAACAGAAUCAAGGUAUGCUAUGUUGACUAUGGAUUUAGUGAAAAUGUUGAAAAGAGCAAAGCAUACAAAUUGAACCCAAGGUUCUGUUCCCUCUCAUUCCAAGCUACAAAGUGUAAGCUAGCAGGGUUGGAAGCUCUCAGUGAUGAUCCUGGUUUAGUGAAGGUGGUUGAAUCUUUAACUUGUGGGAAGAUCUUUGCAGUGGAAAUUCUUGAAAAAGCUGAUAUUCCACUUGUUAUUCUGUAUGAUACCUCAGGAGAAGAUGAUAUCAAUAUCAAUGCCACCUGCUUAAAGGCCAUAUGUGACAAGUCACUCGAGGCUCACCUUCAGGUUGAUGCCAUGUACACAAAUGUCAGAGUGACUAAUAUUUGCUCUGAUGGCACACUCUACUGCCAGGUGCCUUGUAAGGGGCUGAACAAGCUCAAUGACCUUCUGCAUAAGAUAGAGGAUUACUUCCAUUGUAAGCACAUGACCUCAGAGUACUUCGUUUCCUUACCCUUCUGUGGGAAGAUCUGCCUCUUCCAUUGCAAAGGAAAAUGGUUGCGAGUAGAGAUCAUGAACGUUCACAGCAGCCGGACUCUGGAUGUUCAAUUUCUGGACUCCGGCACCGUGACAUCCGUAAAAGUAUCUGAGCUCAGGGAAAUUCCCUCUCGGUUUCUACGAGAAAUGGUUUCGAUACCAUCUCAGGCCAUCAGGUGCUGUUUAGCAGAUGUUCCACAAUCUGUUGGCAUGUGGACGCCAGAUGCUGUGCUUUGGUUAAGAGAUUCUGUUUUGAAUUGCUCGGACUGUAGCAUUAAGGUUACAAAAAUGGAUGAAACCAGAGGGGUCAACCACGUUUAUUUAUUUACUCCUAAGAACUUCCCUGAUCCUCACCGCAGCAUUAACCGCCAGAUUACAAACGCAGACUUGUGGAAGCAUCAGAAGGAUGUGUUUCUGAGUGCCCUCGCCAGUGAAGCUGGCUCUCCCAACAGCAGAGGCGGGCACACCGUCACUGAGAGCAACACCGGGGAGAGUAUCAGAAAGAGCCUCGUGGAAGUCAGCAAAAAGCCCGUGGUGGAUCACAUCAGCUCUUUCUCCACGGAGCAGCUGCCGCCUCCUGUGCACUUGGCAAAGCCAGGGGAACACAUGGAUGUGUACGUGCCUGUGGCCUGCCACCCGGGCUACUUUGUCAUCCAGCGCUGGCAGGAGAUCCAUAAACUGGAGGUUCUGAUGGAGGAGAUGAUCCUGUACUACAGUGUGUCUGAGGAGCGCCGCGUGGCAGUGGAGAAAGACCAAGUGUACGCCGCCAAAGUGGAAAAUAAGUGGCACAGGGUGCUAUUAAAGGGAAUCCUGACCAAUGGACUGGUAUCCGUGUACGAGCUGGACUAUGGCAAGCACGAGUUAGUCAACAUCAGAAAAGUACAGCCCCUAGUGGACAUGUUCCGAAAGCUGCCAUUCCAAGCAGUCACGGCUCAACUAGCAGGAGUGAAGUGCAACCAGUGGUCUGAGGAGGCUUCCAUGGUGUUUCGGAAUCAUGUGGAGAAGAAACCUCUGGUGGCACUGGUGCAGACAGUGAUAGAAGGUGCUAACCCUUGGGACCAGAAAGCGGUGGUCUAUUUAGUGGACACAUCCCUGCCAGACACGGAUAUCUGGAUUCAUGAUUAUAUGUCAGAAUAUUUGGUAGAGCUUUCAAAAAUUAAUUAAUCGCUGCUCUGAGACCUCCACGACUAAUUCAGAUUUUCUAGCAAUAACAAAAUGUAGUAGGUUUAAAAAAAUCUUAUCUCUGCUACAUGGCUCUGACUGCUGUGGGGAUUGAAAAGAAUAUGUUAUGUUUGGUGAAAACUAUUUAAUAAGUAGUAUUUAACAGAGUUGAAUUUUCAAAAAAAAUUGCACUUGAGUUAUUACUAUAAUAUUAGAUUAAAAUGUUUAUCAAUAUAAAAA
This is a messenger RNA of Myotis brandtii (Brandt's bat), 3562 nucleotides long. It is a transcript of the gene TDRD7, whose product is annotated as tudor domain containing 7. The coding region runs from base 44 to 3325 and encodes 1093 amino acids. The transcript is spliced from 16 exons. NCBI's taxonomy places the organism in Eukaryota, Metazoa, Chordata, Mammalia, Chiroptera, Vespertilionidae. Gene Ontology annotation, biological process: spermatogenesis; lens fiber cell differentiation; lens morphogenesis in camera-type eye. The record is from RefSeq and is a predicted model, not a curated record.